This is a messenger RNA of Ambispora leptoticha, 185 nucleotides long. NCBI's taxonomy places the organism in Eukaryota, Fungi, Glomeromycota, Glomeromycetes, Archaeosporales, Ambisporaceae. The record is from the annotation of a GenBank genome assembly.
UAGAACAACUACUAUUAGAAGAAUUUAUGAUUGCAGUUUGUGAAUAUAUUAAUUUAAAGGAAGAAACUUAUAAUAUAAUUGAUUAUACUGAAAAACAAGACUCAUGCAUGAUGAGAGAAAUUAUAGUAACUAUUCAAGAAUAUUCAAAAGAAGGGGAGGAGAAGAAGAAGGAGAAACUAGAGAAA